CAGAAAGGUUCUCCACUUGGCUCUCCCCGGAGAAUUUCGCUGGAAAUAUGGAACUGCAAGCUGACGGCGAUAAAGAAAGCUACUCGGACACCGUACUCUACCAUGUUCUUUCGAAGGAAAAGGAGUUGAAGAGGAGACUGCCCUGGUACUAUGCACCCUCCUUUCUUCUCCUCUGGGUGGUGCUAUUCUUCGGAGUCGUACUUCCGCUUUUCUACCGCCUACCAGACCGAGUAACCAUUGCCGACGAGCCACUUAAACCCGGCGAGUUUGUGGCCGAGAGAGCGCAGAAAGUGCUCUACGAAUUCGAUCGUAUCGGACCCAAAGUGGUUGGGAGUUUUGCGAACGAGGUGACUACGGUUGCAUUUCUCUUAAAUGAGGUGGAAAAGAUUAGGGGAGAAAUGCGCAGCGAUCUCUUUGAUUUGGAAAUUGACGUUCAGCAGCCAACGGGUUCCUAUGUGGUGGGAACUAUGACCAGCAUAUAUCAGGGCAUCCAGAAUGUGGUCGUAAAACUUAGCACUAAGAGUUCCAAUAGCUCAUCUUAUCUCUUAAUCAAUAGUCACUUUGAUACGAAGCCAGGAAGUCCAGGUGCUGGAGAUGAUGGCACAAUGGUUGUGGUUAUGCUAGAGGUUCUUCGUCAAAUGUCUAUAUCCGAAACCAAGUUUAUACAUCCAUUAGUAUUUUUAUUCAAUGGAGCCGAGGAGAAUCCUUUGCAAGCCUCCCACGGUUUUAUAACCCAGCACAAAUGGGCAGCUAAUUGCAAGGCCGUCAUCAAUUUGGAAGUGGGCGGUAGCGGAGGUCGAGAUAUUCUCUUUCAAAGUGGUCCAAACAAUCCCUGGUUGGUAAAGUAUUACAAAGAGCACUCCAAGCAUCCGUUUGCUUCUACGUUGGCGGAAGAGAUCUUUCAGUUUGGAAUAUUACCCUCCGAUACUGAUUUCCGAAUAUUUCGAGAUUAUGGCAACAUUCCCGGUCUUGACAUCGCACAAUUUAGCAACGGAUAUGUUUACCACACCGAAUUCGACAGUUUUGAUGUUGUUCCCGGACGUUCGGUUCAGAGCACAGGAGAAAAUAUUUUAUCAAUUGUUAGAGCGUUUUCCAAUGCCAGUGAAUUGAACAACACUGAGGAACACAGUGCAGGACAUGCUGUCUUUUUUGAUUUCCUGGGACUUUUCUUUGUGACAUACACAGAGAAGACUGGCAUAAUUUUGAACUGUUGCUUUGCGGUGAUAAGUCUUCUUCUCAUAGGCUGUUCGCUAUGGAAAAUGUCUCGUGUUUCUGAGAUUUCGCCUGGAAGAAUAUCGAUUGUGUUUGUUGUAGCUCUGGGACUACACCUACUUGGUUGUCUUCUGUGCAUUACCCUACCUCUAUUAAUGGCUGUUCUGUACGAUGUGACUGAUCGAACACUGACCUAUUACAGCAAUAACUGGUUGGUGAUUGGUCUUUACAUAUGUCCGGCAAUCAUUGGAUUGGUUCUUCCUUCGACGAUAUAUCACUCAUUCAAGCCGAACGAAAAGUUAAGCCACUCGUAUCAAAUCCAUAUCGGCUUGCAUGUUCAUUGUGUAGUGCUAUCAUUCCUAGCAAUUGUUUUAACUAUAAUUGGUCUUCGAAUUCCCUAUAUGUGUAUGAUAUCUUUGGUUUUGUAUGUCGCCUCUCUGCUAAUUAAUCUUCUAACUACCCUACAUGAUCGUGGUUACUACUGGGUACUAACGGUGCAGAUAAUUCAGCUUUUCCAGUACGUGUACUUCUGCUACCUUUUCUACAUAUUCCUUGUGAUUUUCUUUCCUGCGAUGGGAAGAAACCGCGAUUCUUCUAAUCCCGAUAUGCUUAUUGCCGUGAUUUGCGCUGUGGGAACUUUCUUCGCCCUGGGCUUUGUGGUUCCUUUGAUCAACAUGUUCCGCUGGUCCACCAUUUUAUUGAUUGGCCUAGUCGUGGUGACCUUUGUAUUCAGCAUGAUUUCGGUUUCGGAAGUGGGAUUUCCUUAUCGCCCCAAGACCAGUGUGAUGCGAGUUAACUUUCUGCAAACCCGUCGAAUGUUCUACGAAUACGAUGGUAGCCUCAGUGUCGAUGAUUCGGGCUACUAUUUCGACUACCAGGAUAGACGAGCUCUUCGUCCACUGAAGGACUACGCCGUAAACUUGACUGGUCUAACAUCGAUAGACGCCUAUUGUGAUAAGUACGUGAUGUGUGGAAUUCCUUGCUUUUGGAGUAGCUGGUGUAGGGGGCUUUCCAGUGCUGCUUGGCUGCCUCGCGAGGAGGAAGUGGAUAUACCGGGAACACUAGAAUUGAAUCUCCUUAAUAAAACCAUUUCGGAGACGGGAAAGUACAAAAGAUUUGAAUUUGAAUUAACUGGCCCGCCGCACAUGGGACUGUAUAUAAGACCUCUCGAUGGGGUAGCAGUGGAGGACUGGUCCUUUAUAAGGACAAUGCUGGACAAGCCGGAAAAAUACUCACCACCCUACCAAAUAUACUUUUCUUACGGAGUGGAUAAGACCCCCUUUAAAUUUCACAUGGAUUUCACAAAAUCCGAUGGAAAUUACGAUGAACCACUAUUUGAGCUGGGAGUUACCGGACACUAUGUAAGCAAGGAUUUCCAGAGGGAUAAAACUACUCUGCAGUUCAUAGCGGAUCUACCAGAUUUCGUUACCACCAUGGAAUGGCCUGCUCUAUUUAUGCGAUACAUCUUUUAG
Molecule: messenger RNA, 2684 nt
Organism: Drosophila takahashii
Lineage: Eukaryota; Metazoa; Arthropoda; Insecta; Diptera; Drosophilidae
Product: endoplasmic reticulum metallopeptidase 1
Biological process (GO): proteolysis
Molecular function (GO): metalloexopeptidase activity
Source: RefSeq, a predicted model, not a curated record